Messenger RNA from Closterium sp. Naga37s-1, 8340 nucleotides. NCBI's taxonomy places the organism in Eukaryota, Viridiplantae, Streptophyta, Zygnematophyceae, Desmidiales, Closteriaceae. The record is from the annotation of a GenBank genome assembly.
AUGUCCCCCGUUCACCAUAAUCACAUGCACUUCAAUCACUACCUCCAGGGGUUCCAACUUCCGGCGUUUCAGGGCGGCUCCUGGACGGUUCCGUCGGCGGUUCCUGCGCUGUCGCCCCUGCCGCCGCGCCACGAGGGCGCUGACUCAGCAUCAGCCGACUCCGUCGCGAAGGCGGAAAUGGCACGUGUCGAUUCGUCGACGCACAUUAACAGCCUCGUAGCGCAGUACUCGUUCGCGCAAGCUGGUGCAGCCGCCGCCGCCGCUUGCGCCAGUCACCCCGUUUCUCCCUCCCAGCUCGUCUCGCCGCGUACGGGCUGGCCGCACUUUGCGGCGUGUGCCCCGUUCGUGGGGCCUGUGGGACCCGUGUCAUAUGCACCUGGUUUUGUCACGAUUCGAUCCCCAAAACCGGCUGAAGGAAGCGCCUCGGCGGGCGGAAGCCCUUCGCCGUCGAGUCAUUUGCCGUCUUUGCUCGAGUCGCCGUUGCAAAGCGAGGUUCUGCCGGCCGAGUCCGACGGCGAGAGCUUCUGCAAGCUCGAGUUGCGGACGGAGCAAGUGGAUGGGGAGGCAGAGACUGAACCUGACGAAUCCCGAAAGCUUCUUUUCCCCUCAGAGCAUGCAGCAGUGGACGGCGGGGCGGAAGGGGCGGAGAAGGCGGAGCAGGAUUUGCGCGUGACUAAGGGGACUCGGCGCGCCAUGCAGCUGUGGCUGGAGGGCGGAGCGGAGGGGGACGUUCAGGGCAUGGGCCCGUUUGACUGGCUGGAUGAGCCCUCAGGCGCGGAAGAUGCAACGGGGCUUCCGCACUGGGUGCUGGCGGAGCUGGGGGAAGGGGGGGCGGGGAAGAAAUCGGGGGAGGCGGUGGAGGAGGAGGUUAUCCGUGUGCUGUUCCGUGCUGAUUCUAUGGAGAGUGCCACAGGCGAGUACGUCAACAGCGCCACAACAACUCUAAAGAACGAGCAGCAUGUUACGACUCCUCUGCAUGAGAUCCCUUUACAAGCACACGAGGCUAAGGAAGAGCAGUAUGAGGAUGAAUCUACCCCCACGGGUACCAACAAGGCUGUAACUGAUACGCCUGCAGGAGAGGAGCAGGGAUCAAAUCCUGUCUCCGACGCAGGCAGUGCAGAUUUUGGGAUUACGAGCAUUGGAGAUUUGGUGUCGACUGGGCUUGUUGACAAGCCAAGUGCGCAGGUUCUAGAGGACAGCAGCACUGAUGAUAUUUGGCACGAUGUGAGUGCGUUGUCUGAUUUUUUGGCUGCUUCCAGCAGCCCCAUUGUGGAUAGUGAGCUCUGCCUGGAGCUUCAGGAUGUGCUGAGGCAGGAGCACGUUGAGUACGUGGUCGCACCCUACGAAGCUGAUGCACAGAUGGCGUAUAUGUGCGCCACCGGCCUCGUGCACGCAGUCAUCACAGAGGACUCCGACCUCAUCCCCUACUCCUGCCCGCGCGUCCUCUUCAAAAUGGACAACGGGGGAAACGGCGACGAGAUCAUAUACGCCAACGUAUGCCAGUCCCAAGAGCUCGCUCUCGCGGAUUUCACCCCACAGAUGGUCCUCGAGAUGUGCAUCCUCAGCGGCUGCGACUAUCUCGACAGCCUGCCGAAAAUCGGCCUGAAAACAGCCCACGACUGGAUCAGAAGGCACCGGAACUAUCGCUCUGCGCUGGCUGCAAUGAAGCUGAAUGGGAGGGUGGUGCCGGUGGAGUAUGAGGCGGCGUUUGAGCAGGCGCUGCUGACGUUCCUGCACCACCGCGUGUACCAUCUGGCUGAUGAGCUCAUGACUCAUGUCAACCCGCUGCCGGCCUCGCUUGGACCGGACGUGGAUCUGUCAUUCUCCUUGACUGCCUACUUUCACUCUCUCCUGUGCUUCCUUUUCUUCCCCUCUUCUCCCUAUUUCUUUCACUUCUCGUUCCUCCCUUCAUCCACUGCCUUCCACUUUUCGCCUGGCAGUGGUGGGCCGGGGAGAUCGCCACUGCAGCUGCCAGUGCAGAAGAACAAGCUGUCGAAAUACUUUCUCCCCACUGCUCCGGCUGCUAAGAAGCAGUUCCAGCCAUCGCAAAGGUCGCCUGUAACGCCCCCGGUCAAGUCAGCCUUCGAGCCAUCCCGUCCCGAAGCUGCUGCCGAGCCUGGCCCUGCUGGCUCUGCAAAUCAGCCACGUGGCAACAGCAGCGGAAGGGGCGGGCGGUCUGUGAGGACGUCAGCAGUUGCUGAAGGGUCAGCAGGGCCCACGGCAGGUGAAGGCCUGGCGGUAGAAGGAGAGGGCUGUGGUGAGCCGAUGGUGGGGGAAGACUUGGUGCAGUUUAUGGCAGGGACGGUUCUUGAGGAGCAGCAGCAGCAGCAGCAGCAGCAGCCGGUUGCAGCUGGGCCAAGAGCAGCUGUUGCGCGUGUGUUCCAACGAUUCACUCCGCCCCGCUCCAUUGCCGAAGCUGGGACCACUCCCGAGCCACCAUUUCAGCGUCGGCAACUGUACAGGCGAGCAGCACUACCACGUGUCUCUGGAGAUAGGCAGGAGAGUACGCCAACUGAGUGGGACCAGUUUGUAUUUCGGGGUAAUGAAGGAGCCCAAGGAGAGGAGAGAGCAGCGGAUGGAGGCGAGCGAUUGGAGAGUGUGCUGGGAAGGAACCGGGAUUUGGAUGGGGAGCGGGCUGUAAGCGCAGAUCUGGAUGCGGAUUUGGAUGAGCUGCUGCUGCCGCCUGCCUUUGACCUCGUGAGUGACGUGCCGGGAAGCCACGAGAUAAGGCAAGCAGGACGAAGUGCAGGAGGGUGGAGGGCGGGCGGAUGGAUGGGCAUGCGAGGGGCAGCAGGCGGAGCAAGGGGAGGAGGAGGGAGAGGAAGAGGAAGAGGCCGGGUCAUUGGAGUGGGAGUGGGCGGGGCCGGCAGCAGCAGGCAGCAGGCAGAGACGGUGUUUGACAGCCCGAAGGGGAUGCUGGGGAGCGUGCGAGAGGUGCAAGGGAGGGGAGUUCGGGGAAGAAUGGGGGCGGCGCAUGUGGUGGUGCGGCAGGAGAUGUCCUGCUCUACUUGCGUGGUCGACAUUGAUCCAUUUGCCGACCCAUGGCCCGUGGGUCACAGCAGUGACCCCCUCCUCCCCCGCGUCCUUCCAUCCAUCAGCCCCUUCGGCUCUGCCAGACCUUUUUCUGUGAGAGAAAUGCAAGGAGAGGCGGAGGCGGAGGCGAAGGAGGAGGAGGCGGGGCAGCAGCAGGAACAGGAGAGGGAGGAGGAGAGUCCGUUUUUCAGGCCUGCCAGAAGCUCUUUCCCUUUUGCGCCUUCUCCUCCGCUGCCUCCCUCUCACUGCAGUGCCUCUGCUUCUCUACAUCGCCGCCCACCUCCUUCUCCUCUUCCUCGUCUUCAUCCUCGUCGUGCAACCACGGGUUUAUUCACUCCCACAACUCUAGCUUCCCCAGCCUUAGCUGCUGCGGCAAAUCCGUUUGCUUCACACGUUCACCGCAGCCGCAUGUCUGGUGCAACUGCUGAUGGUGGUGUUAGCACCACUGCCACCCCCGCUGCCGCCGUCCCUGCGGUCACUGCUCCUGGUGGUUCUGCAGAAGUGGAAAAUGGGUCGUUCUGGCAUGAUCGGGGCGCCGGUGCGAUGGAUGGAGUAGAUGCACUAGGUGCUGAUUAUGCAGUAGACCAGGAAGAAAGGAGCUAUGAGAGGGAAUGUGGAGACGACGGGUCUGAUGGGUCCAAUGGGGCAGGUGGUGGGUCAGACAGGGCCGCUCCACAUGGAAGGGCUGGUUCUGCAGGGCAGGCAGAGGGUAUGGAGCAGGAUGCGGGGCUUGGAAGGGCAGGAUUCAUUGCACCUGGACAGCAGGGUCUUGUGUAUAGGAUGCCGGUAGCUGGUGUGCCUUCUGGUAGGGGUUUGAGUGCUUGUGCUGCAGGGGCGGGAAGAGCAGCGGGAGGUGGCAGAGGGAGGGGGGUGGGUGGCGUUACCGGCACAGUGCGAGGGGAUCGCAAGAGGAGUUUGGCUCGGGGGAGCGCGUUCUUUAGAGGGAAUGCCGCCGAGGCUUGUGAAGAUCGUGAUGCUGAGGAUGCGAGGAAUGCUGAGGGAUCUGAGGAUGAUGGUGGAGGCGAUGGGGAUGGAGAAGGGGAGCCUUGUGGUGGUGGUGUAGGUAGAAACGCGUCGGGUGAUGUAGGGGAUGGGGUUGCGGAGGAUAUGCACAUGAGGAGCAGGAGUAGCAGCAUGAGUGGACAGUCUUUCGCUACUGAUGUUUCGCAUGUGUUACGGUACUCAGCGGUGGGGAAGGAUGCGAUGGGCAAGGUGGCUGCGAAACUGGCCAGCUUCAGGCACACUCCAGCGGAGAACAAGCCGAGAGGGAGGAUGGGGCGCCGAUUAGGAGGCUCGAAAAGACAACGCUCAAGCGAACUCGCCUCUCCCCUCCCCCUCCCCCCUGCCGAAACGCCCCAUACCCUCAAAGCUGACGUGGCACCCACACCCGGACCGGUGAACAACCGCAUUGGCUGUCUCUACCGCCACCUCAUCCUCGCAGCUCUCCUCAAUCGCACACUCCUCGUCCCGGCCCGCCUCCCCUCCCUCACCCCCCUGCUCUGCCAACGCGGCGCUUCCGGCCGCGCAUGCCCCUCCUACCCCCUCCCCUUGUUCUGGGACCUGAAUCACACGCGCCGCUGCCUGGGUGCGUCCUCCGUGAUCAGAUCCGACGAGUUUGCCGCCCGGUUCGGCCGCCCGGUGGAGGUCAACCACAUGCGGUGCUGGCACGGGCCGGAGGGGCUGUGCCGCCCGACGUAUUCCAUAGUGAAGAAGAACUGUCUGGUGGGCACGGCGCUGAGCUACGUUGCUGAGAAGCUGCGGAAGAAGUUUGGCGGGCGGAGGGUGGCGAGCGACGUUGUGCAUGCAAUGCUGCUCAACGGGUCUUCUCUGCAGCCAUUCAACGGGCCCGGGCUGUCGCUGCAGUCGCAGAGUGGUGUGUAUGCGGCUGAUGUGCCUUCAGAAGACACGGAGCCAGGCGCUGUCUCCAUCCCGCCCUCCGCCACGGCCUCUGCGCUCUGCCUCCCGCGCUUUGUCCACGUCACCGACGUGCUCCGCGCGUACGGCCCCCUGGGGGAAUCAGUGCGAGUGCUGGCUGUGGGGGAUCUGGUGGGCACGGCUGUGCUGGGCCUGCCUCACCGGUAUGCGCUGCUGCAGCAGACGGCGCGGAGGUGGGAGGAGAGCGGGGGGAAGCGGCAGGGCAGGGCGGGGAAAACGGAGGGCAGGGGAGUGGCUGGGGGUGAGGAGCAAGUAGAAGAGAAGGGGUUUAAAGUUCAAGGCUCAUUUGCGGAUCGAAGCAGAGAUGGAUCAUCUGACCCAUCAUCUGACUCAGGGUAUUCCCAAGGGAGGAAUCUUUGGCUGGAUAAGGAUUUCGUCCGCCCGCCCGGAGGCCGGUGGCUGGGGAGUUCGGGCAGCGGCGGGCUCCGGGAUUGGUUGAGUAUUUUUCAGUUCCUGCCCGGCUGCCGGAACACAGCGGCCAUCAUCCCGCCCCCCCUGGUCUUCCAGCGAGCGCAAGCCAUCAUCCGAUCCCUGUUUGGGACGGAAACGGUGAACGUUGGUGCUGCAACUGGUAUGGCCGAUUCCGCGGAAUCGGGGACAGGUCAUUCUGGUAGUGACGGCUCAGCAGUGGAGGUUGGAGCAGGGGAGGGUGAAGCAGCGGAAACCGGAGCAUCAAUUGAUGCUGACCUGCCUGCCCCAGCGGGUCUGCCGGCGUUUCUGGCGGUGCACUGGCGGCGGGGCGACUUCCUGCAGUUCUGCGCGCGGUCCGGGCCGCCCGGCUUCUGCUUCUACUCGCCCGUGCAGGCCGCACAGUGCGCUGCUGACGUGGCGCGCCGCAACGGGCUCGCGAAUGUUUACGUGGCGACCGAUGCUGAUGACAAAGAGUUCCAAGAGUUUAAAGAGACAUUGGGUCCAGAAUUCACUGUGGAGAGGCUUCCCUCUUCCCCAUCCCCUCUAUUGCCGGAUCCGCAUCAAGACCCUCUUUUGGGGCUUAGGCAAGGGGCUUUCCUCAACGAUGCGGCUAGCCUGCUGUACACCAUUUUAGACAAGGUUAUCUGCGUCUAUUCUACUGUGUUUUUAGCCACACCGUCGUCUACACUCUCAAAUGAUGUUGCUCGUAUUAGGGAGGGGCUUGGCGUUCCUGCUGCAGUGGCUGCUGCUGCAGCUGUUGGAGCGGAGGAGGAAGCAGUGGGGGAGAGUGCGGAGGUGAGAACAGGAGUUGAUUUUGGCGAGAGCACUGGAGUGGAGGAGGGGAGGGACGGUGCCCUGUUCCUGCUCGCCGUGUGCCUGCGAGGUCAGGUGAGACGUGGGUGGGAUGGCGGUCGGGAUAGAAUAGAAGCAGGUGGAAUGGUUGGGUAUCAGCAGGUGGGAUGGCGGUCGCAUGAGACACAGGUGGGGUUGUUGUCAGGUGGAGCCUCCACUGCUCUCUGUCCCUCCUUUCGACCCGCAUCCUGCGCUACCCCAACCCACCUCCUCCCAUCCACUCCCGCUUUCCGGCCUUUCGACCCCACUCCUCUCCUCUCCUCACUCAUGCUUCAUCAGGUGAACAACCGCAUUGGCUGUCUCUACCGCCACCUCAUCCUGGCAGCACUCCUCAACCGCACGCUCCUCGUCCCCCCCGUGCUGCUCUCCCCCUCCCUCGCCUACUGCAAGCACGGCCUCUCCGGCUCCCCCUGCCCCUCCGUCCCGCUCCCCCUCAUCUGGGAUCUCGGCCACACGCGCACGUGUCUGGGCGGCGACACUGUCCUGCGCACAGACGAGUUUGCCGCCCGGUUCGGCCGCCCGCUGGAGGUGCAUCACAUGCGGUGCUGGCACGGGCCGGAGGCGACGUGUCCAAUGAGCAAUCCUGGGCUGCUGAAGAAUUGCCUGGUGAAUGACACGACGCAGGGGGGUGGUGGGAGAAGGAGGCUGGGGAGAGUGUCUGGGAUGAGAAAGCUGUCCCGAGCGGGAGUGGGAAUGGGAGCGGCGGCUGCUGAUGCUGUGAGAGGGUGGUUCGGAGAGAGUACGAUGGCGUGGGUGAGAGGGAGCAGGAGAAGAAAGCUGCAGCAGCAGCCGACCCUGCAAGGCACUUCCUCCCCCAACCGCUCCCCACCGCUCUACACAGUCCAGUCCUUCGCCGAGUCGCCCCUCCAAACAUCCGCGGCCCACCUGCACCUGCUGCCCCACCAGCUCUCCCCAGACGUGCACGUCAGCGCCAACGCCACGGCGUCAGCAGUCUGCUUCCCCCGCUUCGUCCACGUACGGGAUGUCCUCCGCGCCUAUGCGCCUCUCUCCUCCUCUGUCCCUGUGCUCGCCGUGGGGGACCUCGUUUUCACCGCCUUUCUCGGCCUCUCCGAGAGGUACGAGCCCUUCAAGGAGCGUCUGUUUCGGUACAAACGGUGGCGCGAGCGCGAGGAAGCUUCACAGGAAAGGGAGGGCACCUCGACAAGCAAUUUUGAUGGCAUGCUGGCGAGCAGCAGCAGCCAGGUGAUUCUGGAGUCGGACUUCCUUGGGCCAGCAGGGGGGCGGUGGCUUGGGAGUGCAGGGAGGGGCGGUCUGAGGGAGUGGAGGAGCAUGUUCCACUUCCUGCCGGGCUGCCCGGUUUCCGUGCCUAUUCUGCCCCCCAAGGAGGUUAUUGAGGAUGGUAGGCGGCUCACACAAGCCCUGUUUGAUGGUGGGAAGAGUGGUGCCGGAGGAUCAGAGGGCGGUGGAGAGGGGUAUGUGGCGGUGCACUGGCGACGCAGCGACUUCAAGGACUACUGUGUGUGGUCGGGGCCGUCUGGGUUCUGCUUCUACUCCGCGGGACAGGCUGGCAAGUGCGCUGCUGACGUGGCACGACGCAACGGGCUGAGGAGUAUUUAUGUUGCUUCUGACGCCAACGUGGAGCAGUUUGAAGAGUUUCAGAAGGCAGCAGGCUCUGCCUUCAAAGUCAUUCGCUACCCCGACAACCCAUCAGCCUUCCUCACAAACCUCACCUCGGAACACCUCAUUUCCAACCUCCCUGCUUCUAUAGACCGAGAAGAAGCUUCCCUGCUCCUGCACAUGCUCCUUGACAAGCUCAUCUGUGUACGCUCUACAGUGUUCCUCGCUACCAUGUCUUCAACUCUAUCCAACGACGUCGCUAGAAUGCGUGAGGGGUUUGGCGUGCCAGCAGCUUUAGCAGCUGCUGCUGAUCCUGGUGCAGGCAUUGCUGGGAAAAUGGCUGCAACCAAUGAUGCACCGGGUGACGUUGGUUUGGAAUUUGUGGUGAGCUUGGGUAUAGAGGAACGGAGAGAUGGUGGGCUGUGUGAAGGGGAGAAAGUAUGGCAACCCCUUCAAGGGUUGUUUGGGUGGAUGAAGGACAUGAAAGCCAAGAGAAUGGUCGAGCAUGCAGCAGGAGAGUGGCGGAGAUGA